CGACUCAAACAGUGCACGCAGGGCAUGCGUGGAUCAUUGCAACCAAACAACCUUAUCUACGAUAGACCAAUGCAUAUAUAGAUGUAUGUGUAUGUACCUGCAUUUGUAGCAUUGCGCAUCUAAAAUUACACAAAGGCAGUCAAUAUUUUAAAUUAAAUUUGCAAAAGACGGCGAAAUUAAUGAAAAAAUGGACCAACGCGUGUUUUUGACGCUGCUUUUUGUUUUAUGCGGAGCUUUUAACGUGCUGAUUAUCAAAUGGUCGAAUCAGCAAUUGGUGGAAUGCAGCGAUGGCAUAUGGCGUCGAUUCCAACAUCCUGUGGUGCUGACCCUUCUCAUCUUUCUGGGUCAGCUUUUGUGCUUUUUUGUCUACAAACUAACAUAUCACUUUGUCAGCCGACGCGGCUUGGGUGCUGAUCAGGAUCAUAUAUUGACGCGAGGGAGCAGGGAGUUCCAACCCUUGAGCAUGUUGUUGCCGUGUUGCUUGGACACCAUUGCUACGAUUUUGCUGUUUACCGGCUUGUAUUUGACUUAUGCCACCAGUUUUCAGAUGAUAAGGGGCGUCGCCCUGAUCUUUGUAGGCCUCUUCAGCACCAUGUACUUGAACCAAACACUCACCACUCGGCAUUGGCUGGCCAUAUUUACAAUAACUUGUGGUAUUGUGGACAUACUGGCUUUGGAUGUGCAACGUGUGGACUAUGAUUCGAAAAGCUUGCCACAUACCGAUCACAAUACCAUAUUGACGGGUGAUCUUUUGAUCAUUUUGGCCGAAGUACUGCAUGCCUUCCAGUAUGUGUAUGAGGAGAAACAUUUGAAGGCAUCGGAUUUGGUGCCGUUGCAGGCAGCAGGCUGGCAAGGAAUCUUUGGCACAGUGAUUACACUGUUCUUGGGAAUUUGCUUGCACUUUGUGCCCAGUGCCACGCCCUUCAAUGACAACUCACGUGGUGUGUUCGACGACCUAAGCGACCUGUGGCCACAAUUGCAGAGCAAUACAUUGCUUGUAUUAGGCCUCGUUGGGUUUAUAUUCUCCUGCGCCAUCUACAGUUUUGUUGGCCUCUCCAUUGCUAAGUUCUCGUCGAGUGCUAACCGCUUGCUGGCCGACGGACUGCGCGUCUAUUUUAUUUGGAUAUUUGUCAUCAUGGCCGAAUGGGAAUAUAUAAACAUUAUCACUAUCAUGGGCUUCGUCAUCUUGCAAAUGGGCACUAUACUUUAUCGUCAGGCGAUCUUUUUGGAAUGGUACCGUGCGUUCUUGGCCCGCUUGCAACGCACUCGUUACUCGGAUCUGAAUGCUGAUACUGGACCUCCACCCAGCAGUCGUCCAGCUGACGUUGUCUAGACUAGAAUGUGGUCCUAACUAUUGUUAGGAUGUAGAUUGUAUCGUAGUAUGUGAUAUGGAUGGCGCUGUUGAGAUAUUUGGCUGAUUUUCAAAAAUAUGAAUCUAAACAAUAAACUCCUAAAAUUUAAGUAAAUAUCAAUUUAUUUCAAACUCAAUAUUUUAUUUCUUGAUGAAGGAAAAAUACACAAUUUCUCUAUAAACAUA
This is a messenger RNA of Scaptodrosophila lebanonensis, 1537 nucleotides long. RefSeq names its product solute carrier family 35 member F6 (gene Tango9). NCBI's taxonomy places the organism in Eukaryota, Metazoa, Arthropoda, Insecta, Diptera, Drosophilidae. Gene Ontology annotation, molecular function: pyrimidine nucleotide-sugar transmembrane transporter activity. Bases 188 to 1333 code for a protein of 381 amino acids. Gene Ontology annotation, cellular component: Golgi membrane; intracellular membrane-bounded organelle. The transcript has 4 exons. Gene Ontology annotation, biological process: pyrimidine nucleotide-sugar transmembrane transport. The record is from RefSeq and is a predicted model, not a curated record.